Biomphalaria glabrata is the source of this 1670-nucleotide messenger RNA. RefSeq names its product COP9 signalosome complex subunit 5-like. The record is from RefSeq and is a predicted model, not a curated record. The transcript is spliced from 8 exons. Bases 32 to 1063 code for a protein of 343 amino acids. Gene Ontology annotation, molecular function: deNEDDylase activity; protein binding; metallopeptidase activity. NCBI's taxonomy places the organism in Eukaryota, Metazoa, Mollusca, Gastropoda, Planorbidae. Gene Ontology annotation, cellular component: COP9 signalosome; cytoplasm. Gene Ontology annotation, biological process: protein deneddylation.
GUGCUAAUAUUUUAAAGGGAAAAAAAAAAAGAUGGAUUCCAAAAUCGCUAAAAAGUCUUGGGAACUGGCUAAUAAUGUUGAAAGUGUAUCCAGCGUCGAUGAUAUUUAUCGAUACGAUUCGAAGCAGCAGCAAGAUAUACUCACUGCCAAACCAUGGGAAAAAGAUCCACAUUAUUUCAAGCACAUCAAGAUCUCAGCUUUGGCGCUUUUAAAAAUGGUCAUGCAUGCAAGGUCAGGAGGUAACUUGGAAGUCAUGGGACUCCUGCUCGGUAAAGUGGAUGGCAAUACAAUGAUUGUGAUGGAUGGUGUGGCCUUACCAGUUGAAGGCACAGAAACCAGAGUCAAUGCCCAAGCACAGGCCUAUGAGUAUAUGGCAGCUUACACAGAAGCAGCUAAACAAGUAAAAAGACUAGAGAAUGCCAUUGGUUGGUAUCACAGUCAUCCUGGAUAUGGUUGUUGGCUCUCUGGAAUUGAUGUUUCAACUCAGAUGCUCAAUCAGCAGUUUCAGGAACCAUUUGUUGCUAUAGUGAUUGAUCCUGUGCGCACAAUCUCUGCUGGAAAAGUAAACAUUGGUGCAUUUAGAACAUAUCCCAAGGGUUACAAAGCACCAGAUGAACAUCCCUCAGAAUAUCAGUCUAUACCACUAAAUAAAAUAGAGGAUUUUGGAGUUCAUUGCAAAGCUUACUACCCUCUGGAAAUGUCAUACUUCAAAUCAUCUAUGGAUAGACGUUUACUGGAGUCUCUGUGGAACAAGUAUUGGGUUAACACACUUAGCUCUUCCAGUCUUUUAACAAAUGCAGACUAUACUACAGGAAUGAUUUUUGACUUAUCGGACAAGUUGGAACAAUCUGAAUCUCAAUUAGGUCGAGGUGGUCUAAUUGGUACAGAUGCUCAGGAUAAGAAAACAGAAGAUAAACUCACCAAAGCUACAAAAGAUGGUUGCAAGACUACAAUGGAAGUUCUUCAUGGGUUAAUGUCACAAGUCAUCAAAGAUCGUUUAUUCAACAAAGUUCAUUGCAAAUCCUUAGAAGAAAACCAUCAGGCUACUCCAGUUCCUCAGUAGCUGCCUGGCAAUGAAAAUGAACAUGUUUGAUAUGGUCUUAUUUAUGUUUCAAUAAAGUUAAGAAUAUUUGGCCAAAACUAGUUCACAAUUUUUUUUGCAGUAUGUAUUAAUUGAUUGGGCUUUAUUUAAUUAUUAAUUUGUAUAAGACCACCAUUUUGGAAUGUUCAUUCCCAUGCAUCAAAUCACAUAAUUAAUUUUUCAAAUCUCAUUUUUUAUUCUAUCUCCAAGGUUUUGUCUUUCCUUUAGAAGCGACCUGUUUUAGCACAUUACUAGAUAAGACUUAAACAAAUUCCAUUGACUCCCUGCUACCCAGUAGCACAAUUGUGAAGUAAUUGUUGUAAUACGUUAUAAUAAGUAAUAGGUUUUGUCUUGUGAGUAUGCCCACACUUAAGAAACAUUCAUACUAUGUCUACAUCUGGAUCCUCUGCGAAGGUGUAUUACCCGGGGGAACAUGUUUGUUUUGACAUUGUGUUCACAUUAAAAGGUUUAAAAUCUCUUCUGUUUGAAGUGCAUUAAUGCUAGGGAUUAAUAAUAAGCCAUAAAUGUGUUCCACUCUUUUUUUUUCCUAUUUUUUCUUAAUUCUGAAUAAAUUAUGCUCUAUUUUGUA